This is a messenger RNA of Pygoscelis adeliae (Adelie penguin), 3596 nucleotides long. Its product is annotated as ras and Rab interactor 2-like. The record is from RefSeq and is a predicted model, not a curated record. Gene Ontology annotation, biological process: vesicle-mediated transport; signal transduction. The transcript has 5 exons. Gene Ontology annotation, cellular component: cytosol; endocytic vesicle. The annotation marks the transcript as partial. NCBI's taxonomy places the organism in Eukaryota, Metazoa, Chordata, Aves, Sphenisciformes, Spheniscidae. Gene Ontology annotation, molecular function: small GTPase binding; guanyl-nucleotide exchange factor activity.
ACUUUUGGAGCUCCCCGGCUAACAGCAACCCCCCAGAUCCUUCACCUCCCCUUAGGCCUGUGCCUUUGGACAGUGCUUGUAAAGACUCACGUCAGCUCUGCCUUAUAAAUGGAGUGCAUUCUAUACGAACCAGAACGCCUUCAGAGCUGGAGUGCAGCCAGACCAACGGAGCGCUGUGUUUCAUUAAUCCCCUCUUCUUAAAAGUGCACAGCCAGGAUGUCAGUGGAAGUCUGAAAAGGCAGAGCCCAAGAACUCAAGAUGUGAAUGGCACAGCGAGGCCUCGCUCCCCCCCGCCCCGGCCACCACCUCCUUCUAUUAAUAGCAUCCUCACGAGUCCACAGCUUUCCAGGACUAUAAAGCAGGCGAGCAUGCCAGAAACAGUCAACCAUAAGAAAGAGAGAGGCUUGGAUUUGCUGCAGAAUAAACCAACCCCUAUUCCACCUCCUCGGCUGAAGAAGCAGGCUGUUUGCUCAGAGGUGGAAGGUAGCUCAAAGACCUCAGCGGUAAUUCGACCUGGCUGCAACUCAGUGAGUGUGCCCGAAGCUGCUGGAGUUCCAGGUGAAACACUGCCUGAGCUGGCUCCAGCAGCUGACAAAAACACGGUAGCUACCAGCUCUGAGUCACACAUACCGUGGAAUGGAGGCAGGCAGAGACUGAGUGACAUGAGCAUUUCCACCUCGUCGUCUGACUCGCUGGACUUCGAUCGGAGCAUGCCGCUGUUUGGCUAUGAAGGGGACACUAACAGCAGCCUGGAGGAUUUUGAGGGGGAAAGCGACCAAGAGAGCAUGGCACCCCCUUUGAAACCCAAGAAGAAAAGAAGCAGUUCGUUUGUUCUCCCCAAGAUUGUGAAAUCUCAGCUACGGAAAGUCAGUGGAGUUUUUAGUUCCUUCAUGACCCCUGAAAAGAGGAUGAUUAAGAAAAUUGCAGAGAUGUCCCAGGACAAACGCACUUAUUUUGGAUGCCUAGUGCAGGACUAUGUCAGCUUUCUCCAGGAAAACAAGGAGUGCCAUGUUUCAAGCACUGAUAUGCUGCAAACGAUUCGGCAGUUCAUGACCCAAGUCAAGAACUAUUUGUCCCAAAGCUCAGAACUUGAUCCCCCAAUCGAAUCGCUGAUUCCUGAGGACCAAAUAGAUGUUGUCCUGGAGAAGGCCAUGCAUAAGUGCAUUCUGAAGCCAUUGAAGAGCCACAUUGAAGCAAUGUUGAAAGAGUUUCAUACCGCGGAUGGUUCUUGGAAACAGCUAAAGGAAAACCUGCAGUUGGUGCGGCAGAGGAAUCCUCAGGAACUGGGCGUGUUUGUUCCAACACCAGACUUUGUGGAUGUUGAAAAGAUUAAAGUCAAGUUCAUGACCAUGCAGAAAAUGUAUUCACCUGAAAAGAAAGUCAUGCUGCUGCUGAGAGUUUGCAAAUUGAUUUACACGGUUAUGGAGAAUAACUCAGGGAGGCUGUAUGGAGCGGAUGACUUCUUGCCUGUGUUGACAUAUGUACUAGCCCAGUGUGAUAUGCUGGAGCUGGAUACUGAAAUUGAAUACAUGAUGGAAUUGCUGGAUCCAUCUUUGCUGCAUGGAGAAGGAGGCUAUUACUUGACAAGCGCUUAUGGAGCACUUUCACUGAUCAAGAACUUCCAGGAAGAACAAGCUGCCCGACUGCUAAGUUCAGAAGCCAGAGAUACUCUCCGGCAAUGGCACAAGAGGAGGACAACUAACAGGACGAUACCUUCAGUUGAUGAUUUUCAGAACUACCUUCGUGUUGCAUUCCAGGAAGUUAACAGUGGAUGUACAGGAAAGACCUUACUAGUAAGACCAUAUAUCACUACCGAAGAUGUAUGUCAGCUUUGUGCUGAAAAGUUUAAAGUGGACAAUCCAGAAGAAUAUAGCCUGUUUCUUUUUGUUGAUGACACCUGGCAGCAGCUGACAGAGGAUACUUACCCUCAGAAAAUUAAGGCAGAGUUGCACAGCCGUCCGCAACCCCAGGUCUUUCACUUUGUCUACAAGCGCAUUAACAGUGAUCCGUAUGGUGCCAUUUUUCAAAACAAUGAUGACUCAGCUUCUUAAAACCAGCAACUCAUCAUUUAAUUUCUGUUCCUUGUUAACUAUUGAAAACAUCUUUGCUGGCUGCCUCCUUUAGGAGCUAAAACAGGUCUUAAACCAUAAAGCCUAGUAAAACACGUGUAGACACCUCUAGCAUUGCUUACAAAAACCCAUGUAAACCAUGCAUAUGGCCAGUUAUGCGGGAUAUUCCACCAGCGUGUUUGAAUAAACAGCCCAUGAGGCUGAAUUUCUUGUACCACAGACUCUUUUGAAGCAUAUUACGGUGGCCCUCUGCAGGUCUUUUGCUGUAGUGUGCAAAAAUCUAUUUUCUUACACUCAUCCUUUAGCCAAAUGUCAUUCUGAUUUAAAUAUAUGUAUGCUAGACAAGUAUUUCAGUAAACUGGCUGGUAUGAGCUCAGUUUCACCAGCAUGAGUUUGACAAGACUGUCCGAUGCAGGGCAUCAGUUAACUCACAAUUACCUGGAUGAUUGCAUCCUUUCCUAAUUUUUUUUUAAUUACAGAAAAAUCGCUGGGUUUUUAUAUAUAUAUAUCAUAGAAAUUUUAUAGCAGUUGCAGGUAAACUGUCAGGGUUGUUUUUUAAAUAUUUUUUUAACUAUAAAGUAUUCUAUAAUUAUGCAUGUGAUUUUAACAUUUAAUAUACAAGAAUAAAUCUCUUGCUGGUUUUAGAGUAUUGCAUUAAAAGUCUCUGUGGUUUCUCUUUUCCUGUUACAGGGGAGUUUUUAUGAAACUUCUGUUAUCUGUGAGAAGAUUGUAACAUUGGUACUGGCAAUUUCAGUGCCUUUAUCUGAACUUGAUGUACUGUUAUCUGGAUUAUUGUUUAUAUGCAUUGUUUUAGACAGAACUAGGGGGUUGGAAGAGGAAAUUGAAAGAAAAGGAUGUAGAGAAGGGGCAGAGAAAGAAUGCAGCGAACCUAAUUUAGGAUUAAAAUGCGUUAGUCUGCUGGUUCAGGCUCCUUGCCGAAAAUAAGCAAAGGAGGUUGGUAGGGAACUUUUAUGUAAGCGGUAUUGUAGAUUUGCAGAGGGAUUUGACAGCACCUAUCCCAGAUACUAUUUGUGUUAGCAGAGGAUUAAAUAUAUCAGUAAGGUGAAGGAGAACACUAACUAUUUUGUAUAGUCUGUCACCAACAUCAAAAUGUGUCUUGGACUGAAGAAUGUGUUGUAGCAUUUAAUGGUUCUAAGUUACUCAGGUGAGAUGUGAAAGGCAGUCCUACAUAUGCAAAGAUAAAAUGGUGUUAAACGUGUGUGUUCUAUAGAUUUGUCCAAGAUAGCUGAUGCCGUGGGUGAUGCUCUGGACUCUACUUAAGUCAAUUAGGGCUACUCUCUUUAGAGGGACUCUUGGGGUUCUCCCCAAGUCUAGUGUGAGCAGUGUAACGUAAGGCAGAUUAUUACAAAAAUGUCAUGAGCAGCAUGUGUAUUGUACAUACAGAGAUAUGUAGCAUUUUUGUCAGUUUGCCAUGUAUCUGAAACCCCUCGCACAUGUUUGUAUUUCAUUUUGUAAAUGGUGAGUUUUGCACAUAAUAAUACAUUGUAAUACUGAACUAUAAUUUGG